Hibiscus syriacus is the source of this 1180-nucleotide messenger RNA. Its product is annotated as RNA exonuclease 4-like. The coding region runs from base 37 to 1092 and encodes 351 amino acids. The transcript has 7 exons. Gene Ontology annotation, biological process: rRNA processing. NCBI's taxonomy places the organism in Eukaryota, Viridiplantae, Streptophyta, Magnoliopsida, Malvales, Malvaceae. Gene Ontology annotation, molecular function: 3'-5' exonuclease activity; nucleic acid binding. Gene Ontology annotation, cellular component: nucleus. The record is from RefSeq and is a predicted model, not a curated record.
CAAAACCCUAAAAUUUUUCAGCCAAUUAAACUAGCUAUGGAGCAUGCUGAUAACCUACGGAAUAAAUGUGCGGCCUGCUUCAGACAGUUCAACAGAAAGGAGCAUCUUGUUGAUCAUAUGAGAACUUCGUAUCAUUCCGUCCAUGAACCCACCUGUGGAGUUUGUAAGAAACAUUGCCGAUCCUUUGAAUCUCUAAGAGAACAUCUAAUAGGUCCGUUGCCUAAACAAGAAUGCAAGAGCUUGUUCAACAUCCGAGGCUGCAAAUUCUGCCUGGCCAUUCUGGAUAGCCCUUAUGCCCUUAGGGUUCAUCAAGAUAGAUGCCGGCUCCUUGGAGUAAACUAUGGGAUACAGGCUCAUAUGGCUAACUUGGGUCUUCGAGAUAGCUUGACGAUCGACAAUGGUUAUUCACGAGGACCCCAGGUGGUUGCACUCGCAUGCAAAACAGUUGGUGGUGGCAGUGACGGGUCACUGGAUCUUUGUGCAAGGGUUUGCAUCAUUGAUGAAAAUGAGAAUAUAAUCUUCCAUUCUUAUGUGAAACCUCCUAUUCCAGUUACGAACUAUAGGUAUGAAACAACAGGCAUUAGACCUGAACAUUUGAGAGACGCAAUGCCAUUGAGACAAGUUCAAAGAAGGAUUCAAGAUUUCCUUUGCAAUGGAGAACCAAUUUGGAAAAUUCGAUCACCUAAAGGUGGAAAAGCCAGGAUUCUCGUAGGUCAUGGUCUCGAUCAUGACCUAGAUAAAAUGCAACUCGAAUAUCCACCAAUCAUGAUAAGGGAUACUGCAAAAUAUCCUCCUUUAAUGAAAACAAGCAAACUCAGCAACUCACUAAAGUACUUAACUCAAGCAUAUCUGGGAUAUGACAUCCAAACUGGCAUUCAAGAUCCUUAUGAGGACUGUGUUGCAACAAUGAGGCUUUACCUGAGGAUGAGGAGACAAGUUCACAUGAGAGAAGAUUGUCCACUGGCUUACGAUCCUCAAAAUCGGAACAACUUCGCAUCGUGGAGGCAAAGCGAGCUCGAGAGGAUCUCCCCUGAAGAAAUGCUAGCGAUCUCAAGGUCUGAUUACUACUGUUGGUGCUUGGAUUCUGCAUGAAAACUAUGAGAACUGGCAGCAUUCUGAAAGAGAAUACAUGAGAGAGUUUUCAAGUAUUUCAUCCCCCAUAACUUGUACUAGCAAUAAG